AUGGCCAAACGCCCAAACUUCCUGGUCAUCGUCGCCGAUGAUUUGGGCUUCUCCGACGUGGGCUGUUUCGGCGGCGAGAUCCGCACGCCCAACAUUGAUCAAAUUGCGAAAGAAGGACUCCGCUUCACCGAUUUCCAUGCUGCCGCAGCAUGCUCUCCCACACGUGCCAUGAUCAUGACCGGUACCGACCACCACAUUGCUGGACUGGGGAACUUGAUCGAAUGGACCAACAUUUCCGGCCAGAAUGGUCCCAAGGGGUCGGCGAUGAGUACAGCACCCCAGCGUGGUAUGCCCGGCUAUGAGGGCUAUCUGAAUGAACGGGUGGUGGCACUGCCGGAGUUGUUGCGUGAUGCUGGCUACCACACAGUCAUGUCAGGAAAAUGGCACCUGGGCCUCACUCCCGAGAGGUCCCCACACAAACGUGGCUUUGUUCGAUCAUUCGCUCACCUGCCUGCCUGCUCCAACCACUACGCCUACGAACCCCAGCUAAAGGAUCAGGACCAGAUCCCGACCUUUAUCGAGGCUAGUUACAUCGCCUUGCACAUGGAGGAUGGAGAGUAUGUACGCCACCUGCCCGAGGGCUGGUACUCUUCGGAUGGCUAUGGAGACAAAAUGAUCGAUUAUCUGCGCGAAUGGAAGGAGAGUGGCGGAGCUGAUGGACCUGACGGCCCUGAGGUUCUGCGCCAGAAACGUCUGCAGCGUCUCAAAGAGCUCGGUAUGGUUCGCGAUGACGUCGAGGCUCACCCCGUGGUUGCCGAGGAAGUCAAGGAAUGGGAAGACUAUACCCCCGAGGAGAAGAAAAUGUCCUCAACGGCAAUGGAGGUGUUCGCUGGCAUGGUUGAAUGCAUCGACUACAACGUUGGUAAAGUGGUCGAGUAUCUCCGGGAAAUCGGGGAGCUAGACAACACCUUUGUGUGUUUCAUGUCCGACAACGGUGCUGAAGGCGCCGCCUACGAGGCCUACCCCAUGGUGAAAAAUGGGGUGAUGCCUCAUCUACAGAAGUACUACGACAAUAGCUUAGAAAACCUGGGCAACGGUAAUUCAUUCAUUUGGUACGGCCCACGCUGGGCGCAGGCCGCCACUGCUCCAUCUCGCCUAUACAAGGCCUACACUACUGAAGGUGGCGUCCGUGUUCCGUUUACCUGCCGCUUUCCUAAAAACAUCAACCUCAGGCCCGGAGAUGUGACUGCCGGCGGUAUCACUGAUCAGUUUGCCACUGUCAUGGACCUCGCCCCGUCUAUCCUAGACAUGGCAGGCGUCAAGCACCCGGCGCCAGCUUACCAGGGUCGCGAAGUUGUCUCCAUGCGCGGCCGCAGUUUCCACCCAUGGGCCAUCGGAGAGGCCGAGCGCAUUCACCCCAAGGACUUCAUUCAAGGCUGGGAGACAUGUGGGCGUGCUGCACUGCGCUGUGCGGACUGGAAGAUUGUCUUUAUUCCUAAGCCUAAGGGCCCUGAGCGUUGGCAGCUGUAUAACCUGGAGAAAGACCCGGGUGAAGUGCACGACCUAUCAGAGCAGGAGCCUGAGAAACUCAAGCAGCUACUCAAGCUCUGGGACCAAUACGUCUUGGAGACGGGUGUUGUUCCACUAUGCCCCGACCUGGGAGAGUUCCUUGAGGCAACAGAGGCGCAGAUGCCGGAGAAUGCAUGGAUGGAAUUUGACUACUGGAAGGAGGGUGCUCGUGACGAGCCAGAGAAGUUCACACGCCAGCCGCCACGCUUUCAGCGCGUUGUGAAGCAGUUCUAA
Molecule: messenger RNA, 1743 nt
Organism: Penicillium macrosclerotiorum
Lineage: Eukaryota; Fungi; Ascomycota; Eurotiomycetes; Eurotiales; Aspergillaceae
Product: arylsulfatase
Exons: 3
Coding region: 1-1743 (580 amino acids)
Molecular function (GO): arylsulfatase activity
Source: RefSeq, a predicted model, not a curated record